Molecule: messenger RNA, 2142 nt
Organism: Protopterus annectens (West African lungfish)
Lineage: Eukaryota; Metazoa; Chordata; Ceratodontiformes; Protopteridae
Product: mucin-4-like
Exons: 12
Coding region: 1-1512 (503 amino acids)
Molecular function (GO): calcium ion binding
Source: RefSeq, a predicted model, not a curated record
AUGGUCGAUCUGACACUAGCACCAGAACUCACAAAGGAUGAAAUUGGACUAAAGAACUUCACCAAGGCAAACUGUACCCUCCUGGGUGAAGAUAUCAAUGCAUUCAAAGCCCUGCCCCAAGCUGAAAGUGCUGUCUUGUUUUCAGGUAGUGGAACAUCAUGUGUCGAUAUUAAUGAAUGUAAUAUACAAGGUGUAUGUCAAAACGGAUUAUGCAAAAACACAGAUGGAAGCUAUGUGUGUACUUGCAAUACUGGAUAUACACAAAAGGGCACAUUGUGCAUUGACACUGAUGAAUGUGCAACAAGACAGAAUAACUGCUCUACAGAUGCUAUCUGCAGCAACACUCCUGGAAGUUUCACUUGUUCUUGUAAUUCCGGAUUUUCGGGAAAUGGUGUUGUCUGCACACCAAUAGCAUGUUAUAACGAUGUCUGUCCAAGUGGAUACUGCAGCAAUGGAGGAACUUGUUCUAUCAAUCCUACUAAGAACUGCAUGGCAGAGUGCCAGUGUUUGAAAGGAUUUACUGGUAGCCGCUGCACAGAUUUUGUACAGAAUUUUAUGCCUAGACCAUUACCAACAAUACCUAGGAGGAAGAUAAAAGUUACUCUGAAACAAACCAUAGCAAAUCUUACAUCUGAAAGCAAUUGGAAUGUUACGUUGGCUGCACCCAUCAAUGAAUCAAUUACAUCUAUUAUGGAGCCAUUGUCUAUGGGCACUUUUGAAAAGAACGAAAAUAUUUUCAUUAGUUUGCUACCACUAAACGACUCAUAUGAAGCAAAUAUCACAUCUGACUUCAUGUACAAUGCCAACAGCACAGUAAUUCAAUUUCUAAAUGUGAACUUACUUUCAAAAGUUAUAAGUGCUUUACAAAACAGUGCUAAUGCCAACAAGCGACUAAAGCGCACCAUCUCAUCAUCCAAUAUUUCAUAUAGUAACUCCAGCGCAACGGAUGCAGAACCAAUGCUUAGCAUAGAACAGCUGAAAUCAUAUUUUAACUGCGCAUUGGAGACUGGCUAUGAUGUUUAUGAUCUAGAAUAUAAUCCAGACGUUGGAUUUCAGUGUGUUUCCCGCUGUGCAAAGGGUUACUGUCUUAAUAAUGCUACUUGUCUGCAUCAGCAAACUGGACCAGUCUGUAUGUGCAAUCCAGUAUCUAUGUAUUCACCUUAUGGAACUCACUGCGAGAAUCUUGCUGUGAACCUCAAUGGUUUUUUUGGUAUUCUGUUUGGAGCACUGGCUUUUCUGCUGUUACUUAUAUUGGGCAUCAUUCUUGCAGUGUUUUGCUGUCGCAGAAGGAAAAGCUAUUCACAUGAUAUUUUAGACAUCACUGAAUCAUCUCCACCCUUCAAGUCAAGUCCACUGAGUCCAUCCACCAAUAUCCAAGUGACAUCACUGCAAAAACAGUCUGUUCCCCACCUUAUACACUGGGCUCCAGUACUAGAGAAUGUGGACACAUCAGUCAAGUCUGUAAUCCAGAGGCCAUCUCUGAAAAGUGACAAACAGAAUGGAGGCAGUUAAACUAAAAGACAGUCUUUUAAAUUUCUGCGAAGGCCUGAAAUAUGCAAGAAGCUUGAAAAGUAUACCUACAAUAAAAGUGGCAAUAUGAAUUUCUAAAUUAUGAGAAAUAGGAUAUCUUUAUAUGAAUGGAUAUUUUUUAUGUUGUCAUGAUUUUAAAAUACAAAACUUUAUUUUAAUUCUUGAAGUAUGAAGUGAUUGCAAAUGUGAGCUUAUAAGAUGACUUUGGUAUUAGAAAUAAAUGACCCUUGUUCCUUUACUUACUGAUACUCUUAACUUAUGAACAACAUGCUGCUGGUGAAGUUCUGUUGUAUUUUUUAAUUUAUACUACAUUGUUGCCUGUUAUACCAAAGAAAAUUUUAAUUUUAAAUCCUAGUCAAUAAUAUAUUUUUUUAUAAAUGCUUACUUAUUUCAGUGGAAAAAUGCAUAUUUUGUGUACUGCAGUAUAUUUUUUAAGAUGUGUUUAGGCCAUUAUUUCUAUUUUCUUAAAUGAUGCUAAAAUGAGAAAAGUAUUCUUAACCCAUUAUUUUACAAAUAUCUGACAAACAUCAGUUGAUUAAAUGAUUGUUAACAGUGGAUUACUAUAUAUAACCUUGUUACAAGGCAUAUAAUAAAGCAAGCAUAUGCAUAAAA